UCAGUGAUUGCCAAGCACUUACAGGGCCGCAUAGGCAAGCAGUGCCGAGAGCGCUGGCACAAUCACCUCAACCCAGAAGUGAAGAAAUCCUCCUGGACCCAGGAAGAGGAUCGUAUUAUCUAUGAAGCGCAUAAACGUCUGGGCAACCGCUGGGCUGAGAUCUCAAAGCUGCUUCCUGGACGGACAGACAACUCCAUUAAGAAUCAUUGGAACUCCACCAUGCGCAGGAAGGUGGAACAUGAGGGUUACUUGCAGGAGGGCAGCAAGAGCUACAGCAGUGACCCUGGCCAGAAGAAACGCCCCAAAUCCAGUCCAUCUGUGGAAUAUCAACAUGACCAGAAUCAAAUGAUCAUGAGUGGCCAAUCACAGCCACCCAGAUAUCCGUAUGGUUCACAAAGUGGCCAGUGUAUGGAAAACAUUAGUGUUGAGAUCUCUAGCUUUAUGUCGCCAUGCCAUGACGACCCAGACAAAGAGAAAAGAAUUAAGGAGCUAGAGCUGUUGCUAAU
Messenger RNA from Sinocyclocheilus rhinocerous, 506 nucleotides. RefSeq names its product myb-related protein A-like. Gene Ontology annotation, cellular component: nucleus. Gene Ontology annotation, biological process: positive regulation of transcription by RNA polymerase II; mitotic cell cycle. The transcript is spliced from 4 exons. The annotation marks the transcript as partial. Lineage: Eukaryota; Metazoa; Chordata; Actinopteri; Cypriniformes; Cyprinidae. The record is from RefSeq and is a predicted model, not a curated record. Gene Ontology annotation, molecular function: RNA polymerase II cis-regulatory region sequence-specific DNA binding; DNA-binding transcription factor activity, RNA polymerase II-specific.